Molecule: messenger RNA, 2019 nt
Organism: Sardina pilchardus (European sardine)
Lineage: Eukaryota; Metazoa; Chordata; Actinopteri; Clupeiformes; Clupeidae
Product: interferon-induced protein with tetratricopeptide repeats 5-like
Exons: 2
Coding region: 113-1552 (479 amino acids)
Biological process (GO): defense response to virus
Cellular component (GO): cytosol
Molecular function (GO): protein binding
Source: RefSeq, a predicted model, not a curated record
AAACAAAGGAACCUAAAAGGCUGUCAGUUUGGCUUAGGAUAUCUGUCGCCUAUCCUUCGAAAGUGCAACCAAGAAAACUGAGAUACAGUUUAUAUCAAACUGAAUUUCCAGGAUGAACCCUUCUGACAUAGCUUUGAGAGCUAAGCUACUGCAGCUGGAGUGUCACUUCACCUGGGAUCUGACCAAAGAAAGUGCAGACCUGUCAGAUCUUCAGACCAGGCUGGAGGAACAAAUAGAGCUGGACUUGGGCAAGAAAGCUGGGGCAAUCAGAUCAUAUUGCAUUUUGGCCUAUGUCAGGUACCUGCAAGGAUUCCCAGAUGAUGCCCUCACAAACUUGCUCAAAUCAGUGGAGAAGGGAAGGGAAUACCAUGGUGACGAUUGUGAGCGAUUUCUCAUCGUCACCUAUGGCAACCUUGCCUGGCUACACUAUCACCGAGGAUCAUACUCCCAGAGUGAGAACUACUUGGAAAAGCUUGUGGGUAUAAAAGAGAAGUUCCCCACUGGGUCACCGACCGUGGUUCACCCAGAUGUCUAUGGUCAGAAGGGCUGGACCUACCUCAAGUUCACCCGCAAGUACUACGAGAGAGCAAAGCAGUGUUUUGAAAAAGCCUUGGAGCUGGAGCCUGAGGAAAGUGAGUGGAACGCUGGUUAUGCCAUCGCUCUCUAUCGCACAGAAGAUUACAAUACAAGACCAGAGGACUCGCUAGCGGUGAGGCAACUCCGACGAGCCAUUGAGCUAAACCCAGAAGAUGCUGUUCUAAAGGUGUUGCUUGGCCUGAGACUGGCUGUAUUCAAAAAGCACAAUGAGGCUGGGAGGCUGAUUGAGGAAGCUCUUGAGAUGGAUCCUAGCAACCCCCAUGUGAUUCGCUACGUCGGGAAAUAUCUCCGCCACAGUGGCUCUGUAGACGAUUCCAUUGCACUGUUCAAGAGAGCUGUGGAGCGUACCAAUGAUUCGGCCUUCCUUCAUCAUCAGCUAGCUCUGUGCUACAGGUCGAAGAAGAAUGACCUGUUCCGUACAGGAGGUGCCUGGGGUAAGAAACGUGAAGUCAGACAGCUUAUUGCUCAGUGCAUCCAUCACCUGCAACUGGCUACAACACUGAAGUCUAACUUCAUUUUAGCGAUGGCUGAUCUUGCCCUGCACUAUGCGGAGAAUGAAGAAAUUGCCCGGGCAGAAAAGAUGUUCCAGGACACAUUCAAAGCAGCAACGGAGAACCACGAAAAGGUGAAUGUGGUACACCGUUUCUAUGGUGAGUUCCAGCAGUACCAUAAAAAAUCCGAACCACUAGCUAUCAAGCACUACAAGGAGUGUUUGUCACUGGGGUUCAAUACAUUUGAAGGGAGUAGGAGUGCCCUUUCCCUGAAGAAGAUGGCAGAGAAACGUCUGGACAGAGACCCCACAGAUGGAGAAGCCUUUGGAAUCCUGGGAUUCAUCCACAGGGCAGAGGGAGAGAAGCGUCGGGCAUUGGAGUGCUACGAGAAAGCUCUGCAGUUUGAUUUUAACAAUGACGAGUAUCUCAGUGCCCUGUGUGAUCUUCGCUUGUCUUUGCAGUAACUCGCCUUCUGUGUCAUAUCAAUGUAAGCUAAUAAUUACAACCACAGAUGUUUCAUGUUAACGAUUAUGAUUUUUUUUUUUUUUUUUUCAUGAAAGGGAAUGUGUUGUGAUGUGAACGAUUCUUGUAGCAUUAAGAUGAAAAUUGCAAUCAUUCUUGCAAUCAUCACCUCAGAAGAAUGACAAUAGUUUUGCUAGAAAGAUUUGCUAAGCAUGUUUUUUUAUAAACCUGAAGUCCAUAAUGCAAUGUGCACAAUAGUUAUUGUAAGUGUCAUUUUAUGAACCUUGUGCCCACUCCAGAAAGAUGCAACACUCUACCAGCUCUGCUGUAAACAUGGAAGUUCAAGCAAAUUAAUUUUGAAUAAUUUAGACGGGCCAUUACAUUUCAGACAGAUUAUUCUGUAGCUUUCCUGUCCUUCUAUCUAGCCUAUUCUUUAAAUGUGCGUUGUGUGAUAGCCUACUGUUGAUGU